Messenger RNA from Lycium barbarum (goji berry), 3619 nucleotides. RefSeq lists its product as uncharacterized. The record is from RefSeq and is a predicted model, not a curated record. Bases 17 to 1360 code for a protein of 447 amino acids. NCBI's taxonomy places the organism in Eukaryota, Viridiplantae, Streptophyta, Magnoliopsida, Solanales, Solanaceae. The transcript is spliced from 5 exons.
UAAGGACUUGCAAGCGAUGGGAAUUAAAGAAAAGCUUCAUCCAUAUCCUAAUUCUUCCAAGUUUCCUCCAUCAUGCUUUACCAUGAAGAAAGAGCAGAAAGAUAUCUUCCUAAAAGUUUUAAAAAAUGUGGUUUUUCCAGAUAACUACGCAUCAAACAUUUCUAGAUGUGUUGAUCUUAAGAAACGCAAGAUCUCUAAUUUAAAGAGCCAUGAUUCCCACAUUCUGAUGGAGCAUCUUUUUCCAAUUGCUUUUAAAAGAUCUCUUCCUAAAGAAGUUACUUCAGUGUUGAUUGAGUUAUGUAACUACUUUAGAGAAGUAUCAAGCAAGGUUCUAGAUGUAAAGUAUAUGGAGAAGCUCCAACAAAGAAUUUGGUUGACUCAUUCUAAUCUGGAAGUGAUAUUCCCUCCAUCAUUUUUCACUAUUAUGGUUCAUUUGGUCAUUCAUCUUGGAGAGGAAGCAAUUCUUGCUGGUCCUGUACAAGGUCAUUAUAUGUAUCCUGUUGAAAGGGAACUCGGCCAUUUGAAGUCUUAUGUUCGUAACAAUUCCGCAGUAGAAGGCUGUAUAGCUGAAGGGUAUAUUUUGGAGGAAUGUCUCACUUUUUGUUCAAGAUAUUUGAAGGAUGGUGACAUAGAGACAAGGUUUAAUCGACCAAGGCGUAAUGAUGAUGAAAAUGAGAUCAAUGCUAGUAGUGAAUCUACUAUCUUGUCAAACUUGUUUCCUGCAUCAGGCAAGCCUGUUGGGGCUAUUAAGACUCUACCGAUACCUCCCUUGGAAAUCAUACAAGCUCACCGAUAUGUUCUAACCAAUUGUGAAAUAGUUGAUGCAUUUCGAGAGAAGUUUAGGACUGAGGUCGCUAGGAUGCUUCGUGGCAGAAGAAACCAAUCAAAAACUGUGGAAGAACAUGUGCACAAACAUUUUCACGAGUGGUAUAAGGAAUAUGUUGCAAGAAAUGAUGGUGCGGAUAUUACACCCGAAAUUGAAUGGCUUGCAAAUGGACCAAAUAAUGUUGUGAGGAGAUUCAAGGAGUAUAACGUUCAUGGAUUUAAGUUUCGUACUAUGAGGAAGGAGCAGGGAUUGACAACACAAAAUAGUGGUAUUGUUAUGUCUGCUGUCACCAAGAGAUUUUCAAGUGGUAGAGAAUCUAUUGAACAGUCAAGUGAUGAUAUGUACUAUGGCAAAUUGGUUGACAUCAUAGAGUUAAAUUAUUACGAUUUUACUGCAGAGGCAGCAACAGCAGCAGCAACAUCAACUGGCGCAGCAGCAACAGCAACAGGCGCAACAGCAACAGCAGCAGGCACAGUAGCAACAACAGCAGGCACAGCAGCAACAACAACGCAGAGAUGGUGCAGCAAUGUUUAGAGCAGUUUAAUACUACUGUUAUGGAGCACUUCAUAUUGCAACGACAAAGGGACGGAUAUAGGUUUGUAUUCUUAAUCUAUCUUUUCUAUCGUAAAGCAAAUGUGGUAUGUGUUUGAUGGUUUAUAACCAAAGAGAAAAAAAAACUUACAGAAAUAACAAAGGGCCAAACAUCUUCUCAUAAAGUGGGACAGAGGGAGUACAUUGUAUGAUUUUUGGAAGAGUCUGUAGGAAGGAUUUUCCUGCAUGCUUGCUAAGUUCAUUUUCUUGCCCUCAAAUCUUUCAUACAUUUGCUUGUUAUAAUUCUCUAAAAAUCACCUUUUGUCCAUGCCUUUUCAAGUGAUAAUCCAGUUAAAAUUACUUCUGAAAGUGUUGUUUUUGUCUCUUUGCAACAUUAAGAACUCAAUUUUUGGAUUGACCGAGCACCAAUACAAACAGGUACUGCUUUCACUAUGCAAGGUCUUUUGUUUCCAUGAAGUAGCUCUAGAAUCACUUGCUUGUUAGAAUUCUUUUCCUUUUAUUUGUUCCAGCAAAAUAUAUGCAUUGAAUUGUUUCGUAGAUAUAGUUGAGAUUUCAUAUCGGUAUGAAAUUGAAAUGCCUCAUAGGUUAUCUCGCGGUUUUGUUUGGGCUUGUUGCUUGAGAUUGUAUGGAUGCAGGAGGAAGACUGGUCACUUUAAGUCUCAACUAAUUCAUAACCACUACUUGCCAGAGAGCUAAUAUAUCAAAAAUGAAGUGACGAGAAAUAUUUUGGCUAUACAAUCAACGGGGACUGUUUUGUUUAGCUUUGUUGCGAUAUAUAUUAUAGUACUUGCAGUAAUAAAAAACAGUAAAAAAAAUUAUCGUAAUCCUAGAGAAUCAGAUCUGCAACUAACUAAUUACUACAAAAAUAGGAAUAGCUGGCUAAGAGACUAUUAACUAGGAUUUAUUCAAAAAACUAAAGCAGUAGAAUAAUGUUACUGCAGCCCAAAAGCAUAAUUCUAACACUUACUGACAAGCUCCAGUUUCCUUUCUUGACAGUUAUAUUCUUGGAGAGAAGGAACAUUUAGAAACACCUUAAUCUUUUAGUACCAUCUAUCAAGUCCUCACGCAUGAGAUCUGAUUUCAUUCUAUGAUUUGAAUAGACUUAGUUAAUGUCCGUCACUUUAAUUUUUAUGGAAUUUUAACACACAUAUAUAGGCUGCAUUUUUUGUAAAUGCACCAUAUUUUUGGUCCAAACAGAGAUCAGACGAUGUUGAACUAAUAAAUGAAAGAUCAACUUUUUGUGUUAGCAUAUUGGAAUAUUGUUGACUGCUGGACUUUGAAUCUUUGAUUGAUCAAGGCAGUAGUACUGAAAUAUUUGUUUUAUCAUCUAGUGACUUCUCACAUGAAAUGGAUCUGGCUCUAUUUGUCUUGAUAACCCUUUUAUCAAACAAUAAGAUAGUUGAUUUAUCCAUCCCAACCUGAACAACAUUAGGUUAUUAAAGGAGUGAAAAAAACUAACUAGCAUAAUUUAAGUCAUAAAAGACCUUUCAUCGAGAAGUUUAUUCUUUUCUUCUUUCGUCACAUUUGACAUUUGCAUCAACAUACCAGUUCCAUGAUUCUUUCCAGUAGUUUGGUAUGAUAUCAAAUUUAUACGUAUGCCAAUUCAAGAUUUCAAGUAAACCAGUUGUAAAUAUGAUCUUCUACAUGUGCAGAUUCUGAAAUCAAAGAAUGUAGAAUUUGUUGUAGCACUGUAUUUCUCUUUCUUGGCUGUUGCAUUUCUUUUCUCUUUCUUGGUUGUUGCAUUUCUUUUAUUCUUCCUGUAAAUUAUUUGAUGAAUAUGUAUUCUUGACUUGGUUAUGCUUGUAGACUUGGUCAUUUCUUUCUGUUCAUAGAAUUUAAACGUUGUAAGUACUGAUUUGAGAGAGUAGUUUUGAAAUGUAUAUUUAACUCUACCCUUGUUUUUGUUCCGCACAUACAUUUAUAGUGAUAUAGGGUCCGAGUCUGAUGAACUUGUGAACCUAUAGUUGAAUCCGCUGCUAAUGUUCAUGUGCCUUUUAUUUUUGCCAAAAAAUGCAGAAAAUAGAUGUAGGAUUACAUCUACUCUUGGAUGAUACAAAAGUUUACGACUGCUGCUGCCAGUGGAUUGGCUAGAUACUUUCUUGAUUUUCUUUUAUGCCUUGAUAUUAAAACUUUGGUCAUUAUAGCACUGGUUUGUGUAUAUGGUCAGUGUACUCAUGAAUGCUUGUUGAUUAUGUAUUGAUACCAGGAAAAUGACGAAAAAAUUGUAAUUUUUUUUUAAAA